This is a messenger RNA of Patella vulgata (common limpet), 3814 nucleotides long. Its product is annotated as trimethylguanosine synthase. The coding region runs from base 1647 to 3191 and encodes 514 amino acids. NCBI's taxonomy places the organism in Eukaryota, Metazoa, Mollusca, Gastropoda, Patellidae. Gene Ontology annotation, biological process: 7-methylguanosine cap hypermethylation; 7-methylguanosine RNA capping. The transcript has 4 exons. Gene Ontology annotation, molecular function: RNA cap trimethylguanosine synthase activity. Gene Ontology annotation, cellular component: nucleus. The record is from RefSeq and is a predicted model, not a curated record.
AUGCCACGCCCCCGGAAAACCUGUAAAUAGAUGGCUUGUUUUAUAGUCUGUUUUUAUGUUUAUGAACGAUUAAAGCUGGGUACAAUAUGUCAAAAACAUUGGGCAGUGCCAUUCCAGCUUUAAAACAACAAGAUUUAGGUUUAACCAUUGGUGUUCUAUCCAGUUUAAUACUCUUAUAUAUAAUCUUAGCCGUAAUGAUUUAUAAACCAAGAAAAACUAACAGUCAAUCGUCAGCUCAACGACUACGCGACCCUUUGAAUUAUAGCAGACAAUAUUCCUCUGUGGAAAACUCAAUAAACGUAUCAAGUUAAAGCCAUACAGUAAAACUUCAUUAUGACGAACAUCAUUGAUCCAAGGUUCGAGUAAGACAAUUCCUUCUACCGUCAACAAUACAGUCAUGCAUCGUUAUGAAGAAGACCAUCGAUCCGCGUAUCUUUAUUCGAGCUAAACACUGUUCGAGUAAGACAAUUCCUUUGAAACGUGUAUCAUACAGUUAUAUCUCGAUAUGUCGAAGAUUAGGACUCACGCAUUUUAUUCAAAAUACGCAAGGUUUAAGUCGUACGUAACUAACGUUCGAAAACUAAAUGGUAGGUGUGAUAGCUAUCAUCUCAGCAGGCGGCGUGUCUCUGAUUUUCAGACUGGGUUUAAGUAAGACCAUGUUUUCAAAUUUUGUACGUCUGGAAUGGAAGACAACUAGGUGAACAUGAAAGUAUGACAUCCUUCAACUUUAAAUGUAUUUUAAUUUUAGGCGCAAUAUCAAGUGAUUAUAUUGACGAUGGAGAGAGAGAGAGAGAGAUAUCAUUAUAUUAUAUCAUUAUAUUCACGGGGGGGGGGGGCAUAAUUUCUAUAAAUUGUCGUAAUCCCUUUGUUAAUUAUUUGCAAUAAAAUAUGUUAUAACUAGUAGUAGUAAUAGUAGUCGAAUACAAUGUUUUGAGAGGCAUGAAUGUAAAAGAAUUACCUUGAUUGUUGGAAUUCGAAACCAGAUUAGGCCGCAGCACCGCUGUUCGGGCAAAAUGUCCCUGAUAGCAAACUGCAUGGCGCACACCCGUCGUCAUUAGCCCAGCAGUAGGAGCAGCCCAGUAGGACGUUAUACCCCUAUUUCAUUUUCAUUUCAUUUAUAUACGGUGGUCUGAAUCCAUAUACCCCAAUCUAAAGUAAAACGGGGCUUGUAUACGUGAUAAAUACAUUUCGUUAAUAUAGGUCAGACCAUUAGGACUCUCUGUAUUAUGGUGGUCAAUACUUGAUACAACAAGUUAGUAUUUGGCAAUAUACAAACGGCAUUGCGCAAUGGAAACUUUCUAUUCUUCGUGUGAGCGAGCUCUAACAGUGUGGAUUUGAUUUUGUUAAGAGUAUGAAGUUACCUGUAUCAGGUGGCGUACUGCCCUAUGUAAACAAACAUACAGGUCUAUUAAUAGAGAUAUACACUACAGGUAUACAAUACACCCUAAAGAUGAUUAUUGUGUCAUAUAUAAAAGGGGCGUUGGGGUAACUUCGUGGUUGUAAAACUUACUGGAUUGAAAGUUAAACUAAAGUCAAGAAACAAAUAAAUAUGACGAAACCAGAAAAGUUAACACUACAAGAUUUCAGAGACAGACAUCAAAAUGUGGUUGCAUUCCAUAGGAUGAAGACGAAAGACAUAUUUUGAUAUGAUAAAAAUGAAAGGCCUUUCUUCGUUUAUCUCUGGCAAAACAACCUCGAGCAGUGAGUCAGAUAAAUUUAACUCACUUGGUGGGAUGAAGAAGAAGAAGAAAAAAAGUAAAAUGAACCUGAAAAAUCGGUUAGAGACAUUUUUUGCAUCAAUUGGUAAAGAGAAACAAUUGUCUUUAAAUCAUGGAGUCAGUGUUGAUUACCAUGAUGAUGCUGAUGAUGGUAGCACAAAAAAUGGCACCGAAACACAACAUGUUGUCAAAUUUGAGCAGUUAAUAACUCAUACAAGACUGAAUAAAACCAAUGGACAAGUCAAAACAUUGAAAAAUAAGAUAAAAACAAAAAAUUGUGAGAUGGAAGAGACAGUAUUUGAAGAGAUUUCUGCUUCUCUGAGAACCAAGGCCAUUGCAUUUGUUAAAACAAGAAAAAGGAAGAAAAAAUCCAAAAACAGUGGAUUCAAAGAGACAGUAUUUGAAUCUGUUAGUUGUCCUGAUGAAUGUAGAGAAACAAUUGUUUCGAAUGACGUUACAGUUGUUAAAACAAAAAAAAGGAAGAAAAAAUCCAAAAAUGAUGCAACACCAGUUUCUGCUCAAACUGGGUUAAAGUCUGUGCAAACUGGGUUAAAAUGUGAUACGAAAAAAACAGUUUCUGCUCAAACUGACAGACAGUGUGAUUCUAACGAAACUAUUUCUCCGCAAACUGGGGUAAAAUGUGAUUCUAACAAAAUCAUUCAACUUAAAAGUGAAACAGAUUCAGAGUUAAUCAAGACUAAAAAGAGAAAGAAGAGACUUAAACUUAAACGCAAACAUUCCGUAGAAAAAGAAAGGACAUCAGAAUUAAAAUUGGAUAAAUUAGACAGUGGUAUAAUUAGUAUGCAGAAAAAUAACGCUGAAUGUAAUUUUGUUCCGUUACCGUCUGAUUUAUCGGUGGAUGAAGAAUUGGGUAAAUAUUGGCAUCAAAGAUACCGACUCUUUUCACGUUUUGACGAGGGAAUAGUGUUAGAUAGAGAGAGCUGGUUUUCCGUCACACCCGAGAAAAUCGCGAAACAUAUUGCGGAGAGAUGUCGAUGUGAUCUGAUAAUAGAUGCUUUUUGCGGGGCAGGGGGUAAUACUAUACAAUUUGCGUUUUACUGCGAGCGUGUUAUCGCGAUUGAUCUGGAUCCUGUGAAAAUAGAUCUAGCCAGACGUAACGCUUGUGUUUAUGGGGUGGAAGACCGGAUUCAAUUUAUCAUAGGUGAUUAUUUGACGCUGGCUCCGUCUCUCAAGGCAGACGUGGUAUUUUUAAGUCCCCCAUGGGGAGGACCGGAUUAUCUGUAUGCCAAUACUUACAAUUUAGAGAACAUGGGUGGUCUGAACUGUCAUGAAAUUUUUGCGAAGACAAAGAAAAUUUGUGAAAAUAUUGCUUUUUUCGUUCCUCGAAAUACGAACUUAGAUCAGUUAGCGUUAUUAGCUGGUCCUGGAGGAAAAGUGGAAGUUGAAAAUAAUAUCGUGAACAAAAAAAUAAAAACUCUUACAGCAUAUUAUGGUGAACUUUGUAUAGAAUAAGCAUGGUUUUUAAGAUAAUCUUGAAAUGAAAUGGGGUUUAAUGAUAUCCCCAGUGGUAGCGUUCCGUCGACUCCACCUGGGUCCAUUUACAGGUUUUCACUAGAUGCUGUUCUUUGACAAGGGGAAACCACUCUGAACAAGCCUGAGAUACACCAGGAUUGAACUUGGUACUCCUGGUCAGUGAGCCAGCAUUUGACUGAGUCACUAAGACUCAGUAUGAGGUGGAUCAGAGAAUAUUUGUGUUAUAAAGUUGUCAGGGUGUAUGCCUAUUUAUACCUAGUGAUGGCUGUAUGGGUUGUGUAUGACUCAGAAUUGGCCCCAAAUUGUAAUAUUUCGCCAUGCUAUCAUGGGGGGCUAUGUAUAGUGUGUGCCCUUUAGUUCAUUAGGUUUGUGUCAUUGAGUCAAAUGGUGAGUCUUUAAUCCCAGGGUCACCUGCUGGGUUUUCUUUUCUCCAGGUGCCCCACUGCUAAGGACGUCUAGACACAAGCUUAAUAUUUUGGUCCCAAAAUGACCUUGUUUGUGUCAAGUAGACAUCUUGAAAUUAAGAUGGUGUUCCAACCGCAUUUAGUGACCUGUGUAUUUACAUUGAGAAGAUUAUGCUUUAAACAUGGGGAUUAUAGACU